AUGCCCGUCGAGCUCCGUAAGCGCAAGGAAGCGCCCCCAGCGCCUGUGCGCCCGACAAAGAAGAAGGCGCCCGCCAAGGAGAAGAAGCCCGAAGAAAAGACUGUCGUUGAGAAAGUCCAGGAAACCGUCACUGAGCAGGUCGAGGCUGUCAAGGAAGCUGUUGUCGGUAAGAGCAACGGCGAGUCCGCUGCUGCUGCGACCGGCCCACCCAAGGUCGGCGACACAAUUGACCUCGCGUCCUUUGGCGGAGAAUUCGAGACGAAUGACGGAGACAAGACAACGCUUGCAAAGCUCGUAGAGCAGAGCAAGGCCGGCGUCGUACUCUUCACCUACCCCAAGGCCUCAACGCCAGGAUGCACAAAACAAGCCUGCCUCUUCCGCGACUCCUACGACCCCCUCACCGCAACCGGCUACUCCAUCUACGGUCUCUCCGCCGACAGCCCCAAAGCCAACACCACCUUCAAGACCAAGCAGAAGCUGCCCUACACCCUGCUUUGCGACCCUUCACAGAGCCUCAUCAAGGCCAUUGGCUUCAAGAAGCCGCCGAAGAGCACGACGCGCGGUGUCUUUGUUGUUGACAAGGAGGGCAAGGUGCUGGCGGUGCAGCCUGGUGGUCCGGCGGCUACGGUUGAUGUUGUGAGGGAGCUUGUGGGUGAUAAGGAGGGGGUGCCGGGGAAGGGGGAGGUGGAGGCGGAGAAGAGAGAGGAUGAGGAGAUGGCUGAGACGGCUGGGGAGGUUGCUGAUAGUGCGGCUAAGGUUGAUGGUUAG
Alternaria ventricosa is the source of this 768-nucleotide messenger RNA. RefSeq lists its product as uncharacterized. Lineage: Eukaryota; Fungi; Ascomycota; Dothideomycetes; Pleosporales; Pleosporaceae. The transcript is spliced from 2 exons. The record is from RefSeq and is a predicted model, not a curated record. Gene Ontology annotation, molecular function: thioredoxin peroxidase activity. Gene Ontology annotation, cellular component: cytoplasm. Gene Ontology annotation, biological process: cell redox homeostasis; cellular response to oxidative stress. Bases 1 to 768 code for a protein of 255 amino acids.